Molecule: messenger RNA, 2721 nt
Organism: Cyprinodon tularosa
Lineage: Eukaryota; Metazoa; Chordata; Actinopteri; Cyprinodontiformes; Cyprinodontidae
Gene: epha7
Product: eph receptor A7
Exons: 14
Coding region: 133-2706 (857 amino acids)
Biological process (GO): axon guidance; cell surface receptor protein tyrosine kinase signaling pathway; protein phosphorylation
Cellular component (GO): neuron projection; membrane
Molecular function (GO): transmembrane-ephrin receptor activity; ATP binding; protein binding
Source: RefSeq, a predicted model, not a curated record
AGGCAGCAGACACUAUUUGAGCCCGGACCAUCGGAUCGCUAUAGAGAACCGCUCCAGUGUCGUCAAUGGGAAGCGCGAGAGACGGUGGCAGCAGCGCGCGUUACGCUCCAGACUGAAAGCCGCAGCCGCACCAUGCUCUCCAGCUCCAGCCCCAGCGUGUGGAUGACUCCGCUGCUCCUGGUGAGCUGCCUGGCCGCCAGCGGGGGGGCGCAGAGCGCCAAGGAAGUGAUUCUCCUGGACUCCAAGGCGCAGCAGACAGAGCUGGAGUGGAUCUCCUAUCCUCCCAAUGGGUGGGAAGAGAUCAGCGGCCUGGAUGAGAACUACACACCCAUCCGCACCUACCAGGUGUGUAAAGUCAUGGAGCCCAAUCAGAACAACUGGCUGCGGACUAACUGGAUAGAGAAGGGCGAUGCCCAGAGAAUUUUUGUCGAGCUGAAAUUCACCCUGAGGGAUUGUAACAGCCUGCCUGGUGUGGUGGGCGCCUGCAAGGAGACCUUCAACCUGUAUUACCAGGAGACGGACUCAGAGGUCGGCCGGGGCCUGAGGGAGAAUCAGUACGUGAAAAUCGACACGAUCGCGGCAGACGAGAGCUUCACCCAGGGCGACCUGGGCGAGAGAAAGAUGAAGCUGAACACAGAGGUGCGUAUAAUCGGGCCGCUGUCCAGACGGGGCUUCUACCUGGCCUUCCAGGACGUGGGGGCCUGCAUCGCCCUGGUCUCCGUCAAAGUCUACUACAAGAAGUGCUGGUCGAUCAUCGAGAACCUGGCCACCUUCCCCGACACGGUGACGGGAUCCGAGUUUUCUUCGCUGGUGGAGGUGGAGGGCAGGUGUGUGAAUGACGCCGAGGAGGAGGCCGACAACUCCCCCAAGAUGCACUGCAGUGCUGAAGGAGAGUGGCUCGUGCCCAUUGGGAAAUGUAUAUGCAAAGCUGGAUUUCAUCAGAAAGGAGACGCUUGUGAACCGUGCGGUCGUGGUUUCUACAAGUCGUCCUCUCAGGACCUCCAGUGCUCUCGCUGUCCGGCGCACAGCUUCAACGACCGCGAGGGCUCAUGGCGCUGUGACUGUGAGGACGGCUACUACCGAGCGCUCUCCGACCUGCCAUCUGUAGCCUGCACAAGACCUCCCUCGGCGCCACAGAACCUGGUCUACAACAUCAACCAGACCACCGUUAAUCUAGAGUGGAGCCCGCCGGCCGACGCUGGCGGGCGGAAUGAUGUCACCUACAGGGUGAUAUGCCGAAGCUGCCGCUGGGAGUCUGAGGAAUGCGAACCAUGCGGUCCGAACGUGGGAUACUCUCCUGCACAGUCGGGAUUAGUGGACACUUAUGUAAGCGUCACGGACCUCCUCGCUCACGCCAACUACACCUUCGAGGUGGAAGCUGUCAACGGAGUGUCUGACCUGAGCCGGACGCAGAGGCUGUUUGCGGCGGUCAGCAUCGCUACCGGUCAAGCAGCUCCGUCGCAGGUCAGCGAGGUCAUCAAGGAGAAGGUGCAGCAGCGCAGCGUCCAGCUCUCCUGGCAGGAGCCGCAGCAACCCAACGGCGUCAUCACGGAGUAUCAAAUCAAGUACUAUGAAAAAGAUCAGAAGGACUCGAUCUCCUCCACAGUGAGGUCCAAGUCUACCUCUGUUACCGUCAACAACCUGAAACCGGACACGGCUUAUGUGUUCCAGAUUAGGGCCAUCACAGAGGCGGGAUACGGAACCUUUGGACCCAGACUGGAGAUAACCACCAGAAAAGAUGGCGCCAAUACUGCGAUUGUCUCCAGCGAGCAGAACCCCGUCAUCAUCAUAGCCGUGGUGGCCGUGGCGGGGACCAUCAUCCUGGUGUUCAUGGUGUUCGGCUUCAUCAUCGGGAGAAGGUACGCUCUCGCGGGCCCCAUUGACUCUCCGCUCCUGCACUGCGGGUACAGCAAAGCCGAUCAGGAGGGGGAUGAGGAGCUCUACUUUCAGUUUAAAUUUCCAGGCACCAAAACCUACAUUGACCCCGAAACCUACGAGGACCCAAACAGGGCUGUCCAUCAAUUUGCCAAGGAGUUGGAUGCCUCCUGCAUAAAAAUCGAGCGUGUUAUUGGAGCAGGAGAGUUCGGGGAGGUGUGCAGCGGUCGACUGAAGCUGCCUGGGAAGCGGGACGUGUCGGUCGCCAUAAAGACGCUGAAAGUGGGCUACACCGAGAAGCAGAGGCGGGAUUUCCUGUGCGAGGCCAGCAUCAUGGGACAGUUUGAUCAUCCCAACGUGGUCCACCUGGAGGGGGUGGUGACCAGAGGAAAACCGGUGAUGAUUGUCAUCGAGUACAUGGAGAACGGCUCAUUAGAUGCUUUCCUCAGGAAACACGACGGUCAGUUCACAGUCAUCCAGUUGGUGGGGAUGCUGCGGGGCAUUGCAGCAGGAAUGAGAUAUCUGGCUGAUAUGGGCUACGUCCACCGAGACCUGGCUGCGCGGAACAUCCUCGUCAACAGCAAUCUCGUAUGUAAAGUCUCAGACUUCGGCCUGUCAAGGGUGAUAGAGGACGAUCCCGAGGCUGUCUACACAACAACUGGUGGGAAGAUUCCUGUCCGAUGGACGGCACCAGAGGCCAUCCAGUACCGUAAAUUCACCUCCGCCAGUGAUGUGUGGAGUUAUGGCAUCGUCAUGUGGGAGGUCAUGUCCUACGGGGAGCGGCCCUACUGGGACAUGUCCAAUCAAGACGUGAGUAACUACAGACAGUAAACAGCGGGCCAUGAA